Molecule: messenger RNA, 474 nt
Organism: Boeremia exigua
Lineage: Eukaryota; Fungi; Ascomycota; Dothideomycetes; Pleosporales; Didymellaceae
Exons: 2
Coding region: 86-358 (90 amino acids)
Source: RefSeq, a predicted model, not a curated record
CCAAGACACGUGGGGAUGACUAUGCAUGUGAUACACAGUACAGGCAGACAGACCCCUGCGGGUCCCCCCCAAACGUCAACCCACCAUGACCCUGGAAUCCUCACCCCCGACCUUCCAAGAAGCGCUCAAGCAAGACCGCGCUCAAUUCGACGACUGCACCCCGUGCCGCGUCGUGGGAACAGCGACCUUCCUCGGCCUCGGCGCCUUCACCUACACCUCAGGCCACGCCCAACUCACGGCCCAGGAGUCCGUGAUCCGCGCCAGCAAGAGCGUGGUGGGGAUGCGCGGGCGGCGGGCGGCGAUUACGGGGACGAGUGCGGUGUUUGUUGGGGUGGGGGUGUAUCGGUGGUUUGCUUAGCUUUGCAUACUGGAGACUGUAUGAUAUGGUGGGAUAUGGUGAUACGAUAUGGAAGGGAGGGAUAUGGGCGGGAGCAGGGGCAGGAGCAGGAGCAGGAGGAGGAGUGGUGUUGAGAC